AUGGCUUGCUGUCCACCAUCCUGUGCCAUCCCAUCCUGCGCAUCCUGCCCAGUCAUUGGACUUGGGCCACCUGGCUGUGGAUCUUCGGGCUACAGAGGUUUCGGCCAGGGCUAUGGCUAUGGCUCCAGUGGGUUGGCAGAAUACUCUAGUAACCUGGGGACGCUGGCUGGCAUCCGCCCUUCCUGCAUCAACCAGAUCCCAUCCUCUGAGGUCGUGAUCCAGCCCCCUGCCACCGUGAUCACCGUCCCCGGUCCCAUCAUGUCCGCCAGCUGUGACCCCAUCUGCGUCGGAGGCUACACACCAUGUGCCACUGAGGGUUAUGGACGGUAUGGUGGCUACCGUGGAGGCCGGCAGGGACGCCUUGGUCGCAGAGGCAGCAUCUGCUCCCUCCCCUGUUACUCUCCCUGCUAA
Molecule: messenger RNA, 411 nt
Organism: Candoia aspera
Lineage: Eukaryota; Metazoa; Chordata; Lepidosauria; Squamata; Candoiidae
Product: feather keratin-like
Exons: 1
Coding region: 1-411 (136 amino acids)
Cellular component (GO): intermediate filament
Molecular function (GO): structural constituent of cytoskeleton
Source: RefSeq, a predicted model, not a curated record